GAAUUUCUCGAAUUCCCGAUAAGUCAAAUUAGGGUUUCGGAGUAUCCGGAAGCCGGAUUGAGCCCAAAUUUCAUAUACGAGCUUCCUGCAGCGAGAUCAUCAACAGCAGCAGUAGAUAAGUGUUAGGUGGGAGAGGAGCUAGAGUUGAAGCCAGGAUGAGGUAUGGUCUUCAACUAUUAUGUGCUUGGACUACUACUCGGGAUUUUGGC
Linum tenue is the source of this 209-nucleotide messenger RNA. NCBI's taxonomy places the organism in Eukaryota, Viridiplantae, Streptophyta, Magnoliopsida, Malpighiales, Linaceae. The record is from the annotation of a GenBank genome assembly.